AUGCCAGCUAAAGAAUCAAAGAGUCCUUGUGUUGAAUGCAAGGAUGCCGAAGCCGUUUUAACUGUUCGGAAGAGGCAACUGUGCAGUUCCUGUUUCAAAUACUUCUUAUCAACCAAAGUAUUUCGGCGCAUGGAAAAGUACAACAAGCCACCUCGAGAUCAUAACACUUUGGUGCCCCAAUUACUCCUUCCCCUAUCUCUCGGUGUUUCUUCUUCGACUUUGUUGUAUAUGCUGGAUACCGAACUCCAUCGCAGACUGGCCAAUGCGCACACCAAGAAACCAUAUAAUCUUCAAGUGCUCGUAAUAGAACCUUCAACUAUCUCGCCAUCGGACGCUCCAUAUGACAAAAAUUACGAGGCACUCCAAGCGGCCUUCCCUAUGCACACAUACACACGAGUGCCAUUCCACAAUAUCUUCGAAUAUGUCCCAGACAUGAAGGAGAUUAUGUUAGAGUAUGCCGGCCCCCAGUUUACAGACGAUGCCUCUAUGGAUGCUGAGAAGCGCCUGGCUGCUUUCCGAGCUACGAUUACCACACCAACAUCUAAGAGCGACCUUGAUCAAGUGUUGUUGACCCGGCUUGUUGUUGGAUUCGCAAAGAAGACUGGCUGUGAUACUGUUCUGUGGGGUGACUCUGAUAGUCGCCUUGCAGCAAAGACUCUGGCAGGUGCUGCCAAGGGUCGUGGUGCCUCAUUAACCUGGCAAGUGUCUGAUGGAAUGUCCCCAUGGGGCAUGGGAUUUGAGUUCCCGUCACGAGACUUGUCAAAGACUGAGCUGGAGCAAUUUGCAACUUGCUGCCCAGAACUAGCCUAUAUCAUCAUCCCUGAGCGACCAGUAUCCGAAAAUAUCCUUACCAAGAACCUGUCCAUAGACGAGUUGAUGAUGCGGUACGUGUUGACGCAAGGUGAAAAGUAUCGUGGUAUCAUGUCAAAUGUGUCAAGAACAGCAAACAAACUCCAGUCUACCUCAGAGACUGAAAGUACUAAAUGCACACUAUGUGGAGCCUUGGUGGGGAAUGUUCAAGGAAACGACUCAGCGAUUGCUGCCUCAAUUGACAAUCAAAGCUCCCAAUUCUGCUACGGGUGCCUGAGAUCUCGCCCUGAGGUUAUCAACAAUUAA
This is a messenger RNA of Penicillium taxi, 1116 nucleotides long. RefSeq lists its product as uncharacterized. The transcript is spliced from 2 exons. The record is from RefSeq and is a predicted model, not a curated record. Gene Ontology annotation, cellular component: cytosol. Gene Ontology annotation, molecular function: tRNA binding; sulfurtransferase activity. Bases 1 to 1116 code for a protein of 371 amino acids. Lineage: Eukaryota; Fungi; Ascomycota; Eurotiomycetes; Eurotiales; Aspergillaceae. Gene Ontology annotation, biological process: tRNA wobble position uridine thiolation.